GCGGCAAUGAACACAAGCCCAGUAUUGUAGCCAGCGAGAGCGAACAGACGACCUGCUGGGUAAACAACAGUGUCGACUCGAGAGACAGGAAUGGCAACGUCGUCGAGGGCUAUCAGUGUUGUGAGAUGAAUGGGUUUGAAUCAUAGGAGCUGCACACUCACUCUGUUAGCUCGGUGUGGACAGAGCUGCCACGAUGAAGAGUGAAGUGCCAUCUGAGGCCUCCAGCAGACAGGAGCAUCUGAAGGAGUCCCUGGUAAACCCCGAACCCUUGGAGGCAGCUAAGAGCUUCCCAAGCAACAUGGAGGUGAUUGGAAUGGGAGACGGUGAGUUUGCAACCCUGUGUUCCGAAUCGAGGCAUCGGACCUUGAGGGACACUGCAUCCCACAAGGACUCUGAGCGCGGCCUCUCCGCCCGCAGAAAAAGAAAGGUCCAACAGGCAGGACCUUCUGACUGUUCACUUAAAGUCGGCCAUUUUAGUGAGACUGCUGUCACCCCUCAGCGUCCCAGGGAAGAACUUUUACGUCACUCUAGCGAGGAUGAACACAAUCAUGAGUCAUCUUUUAGUGACUGUGCCUCGUCCCCUUCCUCUAGCUUACGAUUCGGGGACUCGGAUACACUGAGCUCUGAGGAGGAUGUGGAUUCUGGACCAACAGAGGGCCAACAUAAAGCCCCUGUCCUCCCAACAGGAGCCACUGGAGUAGGUCUUCGCCCUGUUGUGAGUCGAACGAGGCGGACCCGCUCCCAUAAGUGGGUGCGCUCCGAGGCGGAGCCGGUGUUGCUGAAGCGACCGUGUUUGAGCAGUCGGCGGCCUCUGCAUAGGAAACGGUUUGUGAAAGCAGUUCCUGGGGGAGGGCAGCGUACACAGAAGCAAAAGGAGCGACUACUACUGCAGAGGAAGAAACGAGAAGUGAUUGCACGCAGAAAAUACGCUUUACUGAAUAGCACAAGUAGUUCAAGUGAGGAGCUGAGCAGCGGAUCCUCGUCCCCCUCCUCGACCGAAGCGGAGGAUGAGCUGUACGUGGAUGUCAGCAGCAGCAGCAGCCAGCCCAACAGCGCUGCAGUGGCCACAGGUGCUCUGGAUGAAGACGUGGUGGUGAUUGAGGCUACUCCAGCUCCAGCACCUGUUGUCCCUGCGAGUGAGGAGAUCAAUGUCACCUCAACAGACAGUGAGGUGGAGAUCGUCACAGUCGGAGAUGGUUUCAGGUCACGCUCACUGGGUGGUCUUGGUAGGAUAUGGGGUAACAGUUGCUCACAAAACCGUCUCCAGGAACCCAGAGUACGUCACAGACUGUCCACGGUCAUUCAACCGCUGCGUCAAAAUUCUGGUGAGGUGGUGGACCUCACUGUUGAUGAAGAUGACCUCUCAGUUGUGCCAACAACCUCCGGCAGCGGUCACCCUCAAACGGUCAGGUCAUCCUCGUCCUCAUCUUCCCAGAAUGCCUCUACCUCAGAGCUCAAUGAUGCCGCAGGCCCCUCCACGAGCUGCCGAGGCUCGAUACCAGACAGUAUGCACACACCGAGGCCGAGCGGCUCGACCCGAACAGCCGCAGAGGCUGACAGCAGACCAAGUUUGUCAGGUUCCACAGGAGAAAACGCAGGCACAGCCAUGCCUAGGCUGCCGUCGUGCUGUCAGCAGCACUCGCCGUGCGGGAGGCCUUCCCCGGGUCAUCUGUCCCUCAGCCACUCCCAUUCGAGCUGCAUGCAGGCCUCGUCCUCUCAGGCCAACGGCUCUCAGCACGCUCACGGCAACACACACCAUUUUGUCCUUCAUGUCCACCACCCCACACCACAGCCCCCGGGUACCCUGCCUUUUCAAGAGCCGAGCUGUGCUGUGGAAAGACCCAGUGCGUUGCCCGCACCCUGUGCCGGCGUAAGCGGUGGCGCUAGCAGUAGUGGCGCCAACAACACUGCCCAUUAUCACGAUCAGCAAACCUUGCCAGUAGACUUGAGCAACAGUAGUGUUCGAAGCGGCGGUGCUAGUUUCCAUGGCAGCACAUCAGCCUUUGACCCCUGCUGCCCGGGCUCCACCUCGCGGCCUCCUGCGUACGUUUCCCAGGCCACCCCCGGCCCCAGCCAGCCAACUGCGGUGGACUCUUUCGGUUCUGGCAUGGGGGCUCAGCCUCAAACGCCACUUCAGCAGCCAUGCAGGCAUUACAUACACCCCUCAUAUGGCUCUCUGGCACGCUCAUUGCAUCAUCAGCCCUCUACUGCCUGCCCUCAUUCCCACGGGAACCCCCAACUUACACCUCAACCCCCUCCUCAAGGCGAUUAUGUCCUUCCCCAUAAUGUUCACUCCUUUCACCCCGCCCUUCCAUCCCACCCGUCAGGCCACAGCGUACCUAGCGCCCCCCCUCUACCUGGCCACCACCUCUCCAGCUCGAACGCACCGCUAGCCCAGCACCUGCCCACAGACCACCAGACUCUGCCGCACCAUAUGCCACCACUGGGAUCAGUUCAGCGGCUCCAUCAACACGAAAUGUUGCAGAGGAUGGAGGUCCAGAGGCGCAGAAUGAUGCAGCACCCCACACGAGCGCACGAGCGGCCGCCUCCUCACCCGCACAGAAUGCACCCAAACUACGGCCACGGGCACCACAUCCACGUGCCUCAAACUAUGUCUUCCCACCCUCGCCAGCCAGAGCAGAGAACCGCAUGGGAGCUCGGCAUCGAGGCCGGAGUGACCGUGGCGUCGUACCCUUCAGGGCAUCUGCACUCCCACUUGCACCACUACCACCCCACCUCCAGACUGCACCACUUCCCCAUCCCCUUCAUGCACACUGGCAUAUCCGAAGUCACCUACCCGCACAUUCGCUACAUCUCAUCUCGAAUGACUGGCUUUGGAAGAACCUACGAGGACCUGCUGCAUUUAGAGGAGCGACUGGGGACUGUGAACCGAGGAGCCUCUCAGGGAACCAUAGAGAGGUGCACUUACCCACACAAAUACAAAAAGAAGGUGUUGGAGAGAGACAUUGACCAACAGUUAACCCCCGAAGCUUGGGCCUCUAUUGGAAAAAAUAUGCACGCAACCCCUGAAUCGAGAAAGCUGCACGGCAAGCAGGAUGACGACGAAGGGGCGGACGAAGACACGGAGGAGAAGUGCACCAUCUGUCUGUCCAUACUGGAGGAGGGGGAGGACGUCAGGCGCCUGCCGUGCAUGCACCUCUUUCACCAGCUGUGCGUGGACCAGUGGCUGCUCACCAACAAGAAGUGCCCCAUCUGCAGAGUGGACAUUGAGGCGCAGUUGUCUGCCGAGAGUUGAUGCUGUUCCAUUUUUUUUUAUUUUCGCCCUCUACAACGCAUCCAGCACGACACUUUUUUUUUUUUCUUUUUGAAAUCUAUUCAUUCAUUCAGUCGUUCGUUCAUUCCCCUCCUGAGUACUGCAGUCAACCAAAGAAGGCAACGAAUUUAUCUGCGCAGCUCUACUACUACUAGGAACAUCUCGACAGUGCCGGCUAUCACUUCUUCUCCAUUAAUUAAGAGUAUAUGUAUUUAUGAAGCUUUUAUGUAGCUUUUGAUCGUUUCCUUAAGUGUCUUUUUUGUUUUUUUUUUUGGUUUUGUUUUUGCAUGUUUCCUUGCAAAAUGCAUUUGUUUGCACAUGUAACACGGGCUUCAAAGCGAGGAGGGGCCGCUCUAGUAAAGCGGCGACGCCUCUCGCUUUACUAGACUAGAAUGUCGACCUUCACAACAAAACACGGCAGAGUUCGUUUUUACCAGUCAUUGUAUUGAUUAGUUUGUUUUAGAAGAUGUGGAAUGUUAGUGAUGAAAAGGUUUUUUUUUUUUUUUUUUUGAUUUGAUUAAGAAGAAAAGCAUUCCUAGACAUUCCUAACUAGGGAAAAAAAACUAUGUUAACAGGUCAGCUGCUGUAUUAGUUCAUUUACACACAGUUGUGCGCACAGUAUUUUCUCGGCACACGUGCUUACGCCCCCACAAAAGGCAACGUUUCACACGCAAGAAUGUCACACAGCUUGUCGGUACGUGUGCAGGUGGUCAUGUCCCGAAUAACUAGAUAGAUACUACGUUUAGACUCAACCCCCCCACCCCACCGCCUCCCGUUACGUCACUCGGUGUCUGUGUAGUUGAGCAUCAACUGGGGGGGGGGGGGGAUGACACAAAAAGUGUUAACUGGCAUAGACUUGCACAACAGGAAAGAGAAAAGGCAGGAUGAGUUUGCCAUUGCGACGGCGUGCCGAGGCCAUGUAAUUCCGCUCUUUUGACGACGAAAUAUGGUAAAUAAAGAAAAAAAAAAAAGCAUAUUUUGAAAGGAGUGAAGAAAUGCAGUACUUCAUGAAAAGCAGGUAUACACGCGCUCAUCGAACAUUCUUCAAAGGCACCAGGAGCAUAUUCUGUGGGAUUUAUAUUAGUUAAAAAAAAAAAGUUAAUAAACUUGGAUAACUCUUAAG
Molecule: messenger RNA, 4397 nt
Organism: Syngnathoides biaculeatus (alligator pipefish)
Lineage: Eukaryota; Metazoa; Chordata; Actinopteri; Syngnathiformes; Syngnathidae
Gene: rnf111
Product: ring finger protein 111
Exons: 15
Coding region: 194-3256 (1020 amino acids)
Biological process (GO): ubiquitin-dependent protein catabolic process; positive regulation of DNA-templated transcription; positive regulation of transforming growth factor beta receptor signaling pathway
Cellular component (GO): cytoplasm; nucleus
Molecular function (GO): SMAD binding; SUMO polymer binding; ubiquitin protein ligase activity
Source: RefSeq, a predicted model, not a curated record